AUGGAGAAGUCCCGACUGACCUUGCGACUUCUCAAGAGAUGCGUCAAGGGAAAUAGCAGAGGGACCGGUUCUUCGACAGUUCCCUUCUCGUCCAGGGCUUGCACGAGGACAUACCUGAGAGACACUCCGACCAAAUUCUACUCGACUCGCGCCUCAAGCGCAGAGUCCCACGCAAAGCCCAAUCUACCACUAUGGACGACCAGCAGGGCUUUACUCCUUGCUGGGGCCCUAGCGUCCAUCGGCUAUGCCGUGGGCGUCAACGAUGCAGGAAGUCAUGCCGAUGAGCUCAUUCCGCGGAAACCCAAGCCUCCUACAUACGCGAGCAAGACGGAGCUGGAAAAGGCCAUCACGGAGCUUCGGGAACUGCUGGGUGAGGACGCAAUCUCCACGGACGACGACGACCUCAAGGACCACGGCUACUCGGAAUGGUCGUCGAUCAACAUCGACCAGUUGCCCGUCGCUGUGGCGUAUCCCAAAAGCACCGAGGAAGUCGCGCACAUUGCGAAGAUUGCCUCAAAGUACAGAGUGCCCAUGAUCCCUUACUCGGGCGGCUCCUCUCUGGAAGCGAACUUUUCGGCCCCCUUCGGCGGUUUCAGCAUUGAUUUCGCCUUUAUGGACCAGAUCCUGGCUGUCCACGCAGACGACAUGGAUGUCGUCGUCCAGCCGGCCGUACAAUGGAUGGAGCUGAACGACAAGCUGCAGCAUACGGGCCUGUUCUUCCCCGUCGAUCCGGGUCCGUCAGCCAAGAUCGGAGGCAUGGUCGGCACCUCCUGCAGCGGCACAAACGCCUUCCGCUACGGCACCAUGAAGGACUGGGUCAUCAAUUUGACAGUCGUCCUGCCAGACGGGCGGAUCAUCAAAACCAGACGGCGCCCCCGCAAGACCGCGGCGGGGUAUAAUCUUACUGGCUUCUUCGUGGGCGCUGAAGGCACUUUGGGCAUCGUCACGGAAGCGACGCUCAAGCUGGCAGUUAUCCCCCAGGAGACCAAAGUCGCGGUCGUGACCUUCCCGACCAUCCGCGACGCCGCCGCCGCGGCCAUGCAGAUCAUCCGGGCGGGCGUGCCCGUCGCGGCCAUGGAGAUCAUGGACGACGUGCAAAUGUCCGUCAUCAACCGCGCAGGAGGCACGAACCGCACCUGGAAGGAAGUGCCCACCAUAUUCUUCAAAUUCUCGGGCACAAUGGCCGGGGUGAAGGACAACAUCGACAUGACCACGCAAAUCGCGAAGAAGAACCACGCCGGCGACUUCAUCUACGCCAACGACGGGCGGGAAGCCCACGACCUGUGGAAAGCCAGGAAGGACGCCCUGUGGAGCAUGCUCUCGUUGAGGCGCGAGGGCGACGAGGUCUGGUCGACCGACGUGGCUGUCCCAAUCUCGAGACUUCCGGACAUGGUUGAAAUCACCAAAAAGGAAGUCGACGAUCUGGGUCUCUUCGCCAGCGUGCUCGGCCACAUCGGCGACGGCAACUUUCACACAUCAGUCAUGUACAACCGCAACGACCCCAAGGAGAGGGAACAGGUCGAGCGCGUCGUGCAUAACAUGGUAGAUCGGGCUCUUGAAAUGGAAGGCACAUGCACAGGCGAGCAUGGCAUCGGCCUAGGCAAGAAGCAAAGCCUCGUCUCUGAACUCGGCGUCGAGACCAUCGGCGUGAUGCAGACGUUGAAACGCAGCCUCGACCCGCACUGGCUGAUGAACCCGGGCAAGAUCUUCGAUGCCGUGGGUCCCGCCGACACGAAGAGUCAGCCUGAAGCCACGGCGGCGUCCACCCUGGCACGACCGACGGACAAGUGA
Messenger RNA from Cladophialophora yegresii CBS 114405, 1791 nucleotides. RefSeq names its product D-lactate dehydrogenase (cytochrome). Gene Ontology annotation, molecular function: D-lactate dehydrogenase (NAD+) activity; FAD binding; D-lactate dehydrogenase (cytochrome) activity. Gene Ontology annotation, biological process: lactate catabolic process. Gene Ontology annotation, cellular component: mitochondrion. The coding region runs from base 1 to 1791 and encodes 596 amino acids. The record is from RefSeq and is a predicted model, not a curated record. NCBI's taxonomy places the organism in Eukaryota, Fungi, Ascomycota, Eurotiomycetes, Chaetothyriales, Herpotrichiellaceae. The transcript is spliced from 3 exons.